Molecule: messenger RNA, 2763 nt
Organism: Guillardia theta CCMP2712
Lineage: Eukaryota; Cryptophyceae; Pyrenomonadales; Geminigeraceae
Exons: 6
Coding region: 1-2763 (920 amino acids)
Cellular component (GO): membrane
Source: RefSeq, a predicted model, not a curated record
AUGUGGUGGGCGCUAGCUCUCGAAUUUGUCUUGAUUGGCAUCCUUUGCUGGAUUGCUCUCAAUCGCCUGGCCUCCCAUCGAGUUCCAUGGCAUGUGAUGACAAGCGUUUGGGGUUCUUACUUCCUCGUCCUGUCCCUUGUUGCGCUGGUGCCCAUAGAUGUACAUCUUGUGUACGUCCAGCGAUGUAUGAACCUCCAGGUGUCCCAGGAUGACCUGCGCGAAUGCGACACAGGUUACUUCAUGUCAUGGAAGCUGCUCUACCCCGACAUCAGUGACGAAGAUUCGCUGAGAAUCUCGACCGACGUGUUGAAGUUCCUGUGGUCUGCGGUGUACACGGGCUGUGCAUUCAACGGGUGGAUCCUGCUCACAACGCAGCAGCACUUUGUGGAGGCCCAACACUUCUCGCUCCUCCUGCGGGCCCGGCAGGCGGUCUACAACCAAGGAUGCUUCUUCAUGACGGUGGCAGCGAUUCUCUCUGCGCUGUUCGUCAUCCUUGUCAUCUCGGGGGAGAACUGGAGGUACAUCUUCCAGGGUCUAAUGGGAGUUGGUAACUCGCUCAUGCUGAUGGUGGUUGCCCUUUUGCUGGGCUACGGGCUGGCUGAGUUUCCCAUCAGCCUGUGGCAGGAGGCGCGGAUCAACCCGAGCCUGAAGCGCUUCCGCUCUGAUGCCUUCCUGCAGUAUGUGAAGUUCAACAGAGUGGCGAGGCUCCUGGCCAAGAAGCUCACGGUGCUGUACAACCUGCGGAGGCUGGCCUCUACCUCCCUGCGAAACCUUGCUCCAGCCAUCCUCAAGAUCAUCGACGAGUCUCCUAUCGAUGUGGCGGAUGCGCUGAAGAUGGACCCCGUGUACGGCCCGUCGUUCCCCGUCACAGAGGAGGACAAGGAGGCGGCGUUCUUGCUGCUGCUAGAGCAGGUUGAGCGCGAGAGGACUUACGGGCAGGCCAUGACUGAGAUCGACCUGUGGAUUGAAUCGCUGUCCUCUGCAAACCUAUUGCCUUUUGGCACAGACAUCCUGUCGCUGCAGGACACUCUGUAUGACGCCAAGUUCCGAGUGCUCGCUGAUGUGGACUAUUUGGACAUUGCCAGGAUGCGCAAGAACACGGAAGAGGCUGCAGGUGAAGACAGGAUCGCUAUCAUCAAGAAAUCUUUAGCGCCCUUGCUAGAGCUAGAGGGUGAAGUCCUGCAGAUGCUGGCUGAGGCCAUUGUGAAGAGAAACGACGCUAAGAUAGAGAUGGACAAGAGGUUUGACGAGGACGAUUUCAUGGAGACGGAGAGUCAAGAAACGAAUCUGAACCAGACAGCUGCAUGGAGUACUGAAAGGCUCGUUGCCUUCAAGACUGAAUUGCACCACUUGAAUAAGCGAUACCGUCGCGCAAAAAGAAAAUUUGAUCUUGCUGUUGUGAGCGCAAUACUGUUAGAAGAUGUCGUCGCAACUUAUCAAGCGCUUCUCCCGUGGAAAGCGAUGCAACAUACUCUUUGGAAUGCUUUCUUAGAGAAGGAAGAGGAGGAUGCGUGGAGGGGCGUGGAAUCGCCUGUGAAGAAGAGCUUUCAAGGGAGAUGGGCGAGGCGGCUGGAAGUUUUGUGGUUCUUGAACAACAUGUUUGUUGUCAGGUUCGUCAAAGUAGUUUCUUCGCUUCUCUGUGGGUUUUUGUCUAUAUGCAUGCUGUGGAGCGAGCUAUCUGUUGCCCCAUGGAUUCGAGAUUAUUUCUCGGAACCGCAGCAGGGAUCUCUCUUGCUCCACCAAGUUUGCUGGGCAUCGAAGUUGCCACCAAGCUGCCGCUCCUCCGACUCCACUCCAACUCCUCAAGAUCCUUUCUCGAUCGAGCCCUCGGUCCAAGUGAUCAUCAUUUGCCACCUGUUGUACUUUAUGAGGAUUUGUCAUUUCUCGCUGACGAGGCUGAGGCUAUGGAAGGUAGUGCCGUUCAACGAUUGCUCCCUCUCUCACUUUCCUGCCCUCCAGCUCUACGAGGUGAUUCCCGGAGAAACAGAUUCGCACAGUCUACUCGUCAACGCCUUCCUGGCUUGCCGCAUAGUCCCCUCCAUCACACAGAACUACCUGAACAUGCUGCGUGAAGCUCAUGAAGAACGAGAAGUUGGAGGCGAGGCGACAGUCUUCGAAAAGACCUUCUCGGCUAUGGGAAGAGUUCCUUUUGUUGGCUCCAGUUUCGAUGAGGUUUUGCCGCCGAUCAUGCUUGGAUUCUUCAUUCUCAAUCUAUUUUUCAUCAUAUCUCGUCAGGUUUUCGGCAAGAGAUUCGAGCUUUUUGCGAUCCUCGACGGCGAGAGCAAAUCCUUCACGGAGGAGCAGGAGAAGGAGGCGAUCAUCUUAAUCGGAGAAGAGAGGAGGCGAUAUGAGAGGAUAUCAAACCUUGCCAACACUCAACGUCGGAGUGGUAGCGCCGUGAAGAAGAAGACUACCUUCGAAGCUGCUAACAAGACCCUCUCCAACGUCGCCGGCAAAUGGCAGGACAUGAAGAAACUUCUGCCGCAAGGCGGCUUCAGCGAUCAGUUCCCGCUGUCACGAGCGCUGCCGUACGAGAAGUCCCGAGCCACCACUCAGGACCUGGAGGCGGGGCCAUAUCCCCAGGCCACCUCAAUCUUCAGCAUGAAAUUCAAUCAGAGCGACAAGAUUGGGAAGGCGAGUGAUCAGUUCGUGAGGUUCGUGAAAUCUAUGAAGGUCAAGGCAAGGUCGGUGACGGAGAGUGUGCGCGGCUAUCUCUCCCGGCUCAACACUCGAGCUGGUUACUCUGUACAGAUAGUUGGGUGA